Molecule: messenger RNA, 2514 nt
Organism: Closterium sp. Naga37s-1
Lineage: Eukaryota; Viridiplantae; Streptophyta; Zygnematophyceae; Desmidiales; Closteriaceae
Source: the annotation of a GenBank genome assembly
AUGAUCCCUCACCUCCCCCAUACCUCCGCCUCCCCUCACCCACCCAUUCUCCCGCUUUUUCCCCCGCCUACCUUCCCCGCCUCCCCCCGCGAAUCCCCCCUCUCCCCCCCAGCCGAACGAGCCGGAAUAUAUCUUAGUGACAAGGAAGCUCAGCUUUUCCUCACCUCCUUCCACCCUCUUUCCACCCUCCUUCCACCCUCCUUCCACCCUCUUUCCACCCUCCUUCCACCCUCCUUCCACCCUCUUUCCACCCUCCUUCCACCCUCCUUCCACCCUCUUUCCACCCUCCUUCCACCCUCCUUCCACCCUCUUUCCACCCUCCUUCCACCCUCCUUCCACCCUCUUUCCACCCUCGUUCCACCCUCCUUCCGCCCACCCAUCCGUUUCUCCCCCACUUGUCCCCCUUCUCACCCCUCCGCUCCCACUCGCCUCUUUCCCCCUUCCUCCCCCGUUCCCUCCCCCCAGGUGAGCGAGCCAGAGGGCAUCCGUGCAAUAGAAGUCGAUCUCCUCUUCCCAUCCCCUCUUCCCAUCUCCUCUUCCCAUCUCCUCUUCCCAUCUCCUCUUCCCAUCUCCUCUUCCCAUCCCCUCUUCCCAUCCUCCAUCCUUUUCCCACCCACCCAUCCCCUUCGUCUUUUCCCCUCUCACAUCCCCUACCCCCUACAUACGCCUGUUCCCUUCCCUCCCCCCUCCUUCCCCCCUCCCCCCCUCCUCCCAGGUGAGCGAGCCAGAGGACAUGCUAACAGCGAAGAAGCUCAUGCCCCCCCUCUUCCUCCAUCCUUUCCCCACCCUCCGCUCCCCCGCCUGCCCCCUUCCCUCUCUCCCCCUCCCCCCCCACCCUCUCCCCCCCAGGUGAGCGAGCCAGAGGACAUCCUGGCAGCCAAGAAGCUCAUCUUCCCAUUCCCCUCCUUCACCGUCCGCUCACCCCUCUCAUCCCCCACCUUCUCCGCCUUCCUACCCCCUCCCCUCCACCAGGUGAGCGAGCCAGAGGACAUCCUGGCAGCCAAGAAGCUCAUCUUCCCGGGCGUGGGCGCGUUCAGGGCGGCCAUGGACGUGCUGAACGAGAGAGGCCUGGCAGACGCCAUCCGCCAGUACGUGGCGUUGGACCGCCCCUUCCUGGGCAUUUGCCUGGGCCUGCAGCUGCUCUUCGACGGCAGCCAGGAGUUUGGCGAUGUGGAGGGAUUGGGCAUCAUCCCAGGCACUGUGUCCCGAUUCGAUGCAUCCAAGGGGCUCACUGUGCCGCAGAUCGGGUGGAACGGGCUGCAGAUCGUGCAAUCCGAGCCGUCCAUUCUGGAUGGCGUGAAUGGGCGCCACGUGUACUUUGUGCACUCGUACCGAGCCACUCAGACCCCUGACAACAGCGAGUGGGUGCUGGCGACGGCCAACUAUGGCGAGCCGUACGUGGCGGCAGUGAGGAAGGGCAACGUGCAGGCCGUGCAAUUCCACCCAGAGAAGUCGGGCGUGGUGGGCUUGGACAUCCUGCGUCGCUUCCUCGGCCCCAACAGGAGCCAGCAGGCCAACGAGGUGGAGGAAGCAUGCAGCAAGCCCCUGAGGGGCCCUCGAGCAACACAGCUGGCGAAGCGCGUGAUCGCGUGCUUGGAUGUGCGCGCUAACGACCGGGGGGACCUGGUGGUUACCAAGGGCGACCAGUAUGACGUGCGGGAGCAGGGCGAUGAGAGGGAGGUGCGCAACCUGGGCAAGCCAGUGGAGCUGGCAGCACGGUAUUUCAAGGAGGGCGCGGACGAGGUGGCGUUUCUCAACAUCACGGGCUUCAGGGACUUCCCCCUGGGGGAUCUGCCCAUGCUCGAGGUGAUGAAGCGCGCAUCAGAGAGGGUGUUUGUGCCGCUCACGGUGGGGGGCGGCAUCAGAGACUUCACAGACGGCAAUGGCAGGCCGUACUCAGCGUUGGAGGUGGCGGCGGAGUAUUUCCGGUCAGGGGCGGACAAGGUGUCCAUCGGCAGUGAGGCGGUGUUUGCAGCGGAGGAGCUGCUUGCCUCGGGGGAGAAGACAGGCAAGACGGGGAUAGAGCAGAUCUCCUACGUGUAUGGCAACCAGGCGGUGGUGGUGAGCAUAGAUCCCAAGAGGGUGUACGUGGCCUCGCCAGACGACGUGCCUUUCAAAUGCGUCAAGGCAUCAACGCCAGGCCCCAACGGGGAGGAGUACGCAUGGUAUCAGUGCACGGUGAGCGGAGGCAGGGAGGGGCGGCCCAUAGGGGCGUUCGAGCUGGCCCAGGCUGUGGAGCAGCUGGGGGCGGGGGAGAUUCUGCUCAACUGCAUCGACUGCGAUGGCCAGGGCCAGGGAUUCGACUUGGAUCUGGUGGAGUUGGUCUCCUCUGCUGUGAGCAUCCCCGUCAUCGCCAGCAGCGGGGCGGGCAUCCCAGAGCACUUCUCCCAGGUCUUUGCGCACACUGGCGCCUCCGCGGCGCUGGCUGCCGGCAUCUUCCACCGCAACGAGGUGACAAUAGAGUCGGUGAAGACCCAUCUGGCAGAGGAGGGUGUGGAGACUCGCCUGCUGUGA